ACUGUCUUCUCCCCCACUCUCUCUUUCUCUCUCUAAAAAGCUUCUUCCCCUCUUCAAUGGCGGUUCUUCAAUCUCCUCUAUUAUUUCUAGGGUUUUUAGUAAUUCUCAUUCAAAUUCCUUCAUCAAAAUCUCUCACAUGUACUUCUCAAUCGUUCACAAACAACAAGCUCUAUCAACACUGUAACGAUCUCCCUCAUCUAAACUCAUAUCUACACUGGACCCACGACGCCACCAAAUCAUCUCUCUCCAUAGCUUUUGUAGUCUCAAAGGAGAAUUCAGACGGAUGGAUUUCCUGGGCUAUAAAUCCGACAGCCACCGGAAUGGUUGGAGCGGAAGCGCUUAUCGCACUCAAAGACAGUAACGGUUCCAUGGUAGUUAAAACGUAUAAGCUAAACUCGUACUCGUCGAUUGUUGAAUCGAAGCUUUCAUUUGACGUGACUGAAGCAGUUUCUGAAUAUUCCAGUGGAGAGAUGAGGAUUUUCGCUACAAUUUCUGGUGUUGAGAAGUUAGGAACGACGUUGAAUCAGGUCUGGCAAGUUGGGUCUUCGGUGGUUAAUGGGUUUCCGGCGAGACAUGAUUUGUUAGCGGCGAAUCUGGAUUCUAAAGGAACUGUUGAUUUGUUGUUAGGACAGAGUAAUAGUUCUACAGGUGGUGCAGAUUCGAGGUUGAGGAGGAAAAAUAUUCAUGGGAUUUUGAAUGCUGUGAGUUGGGGAAUUUUGUUUCCUGUUGGAGCUAUGAUUGCUAGAUAUUUAAGAACAAUGGAAUCUGCAGAUCCGGCAUGGUUUUACUUACAUGCUUUGUGUCAAGUGUCUGCUUAUUGUAUUGGUGUUGCUGGAUGGAUAACUGGGUUGAAGAUUGGUGAUGAAUCUAAAGGAGUGAUCUAUACUUAUCAUAGAAAUAUUGGGAUUGCCCUGUUUUCUCUUGCAACUGUUCAGAUCUUUGCAUUGUUAUUAAGACCAAAGAAGGAUCAUAAAUAUAGGUUAUACUGGAACAUAUAUCAUCAUAGUUUGGGAUAUAGUAUAAUAAUACUGAGUAUCAUCAAUGUGUUCAAGGGUUUGGGAAUAUUGAACCCAGAAAAGCAAUGGAAAACAGGUUACAUAGGUGUGAUUGUGAGUUUGGGUGCUUUGUCUCUUUUGUUGGAAGCUGUGACAUGGAUUGUGGUUAUGAGGAGGAGUAAGUCUGGUCAGUCUACUAAACCUUAUGAUGGGUAUAAUAACAACAAUGGUGGUUCUUGAAUUUUCAAUUUUCAAUCUUGAAUCUUGAUUGAUCUGGGUUUGGAUCAUAUUCAUGUUCUUGUUCUUGUGUGUGUAUACAGAGGUGAGUGAGGAAUCAUAGGUUUGGAGUGUGCUUGAUUUGUAUCUAUUAUGUAGUAGUAAUAGUGGUUUGCAUUAUAUUUUCCUUUUUGGAAGAAAUCUUGGGUUUAGUU
Impatiens glandulifera is the source of this 1426-nucleotide messenger RNA. RefSeq names its product cytochrome b561 and DOMON domain-containing protein At4g12980-like. Lineage: Eukaryota; Viridiplantae; Streptophyta; Magnoliopsida; Ericales; Balsaminaceae. The transcript has 3 exons. The record is from RefSeq and is a predicted model, not a curated record. The coding region runs from base 57 to 1235 and encodes 392 amino acids.